AUUACCUCGACGAAGUACCGCCUACUGACAUUUGUCCCACUCAGCCUAUGGGAGCAAUUCCACCGCGUUGCAAACUUAUGGUUCCUUCUUGUCGGUGUCUGCCAGAUGCUCCCCUCCGACUUGAGCCCGACUUCUGAAUGGGCCACCAUUGCGCCUCUCGUAUUUGUCCUCAGUUUGACGAUGAUCAAAGAUGCGAUAGAGGACUAUCGCCGUUAUAAGAAUGACGCCAAGGUCAAUAAACGCUUAUGCCGAGUGGUCGUUAAGAGAGAAACAGCUUCAGAGAGCGGCCGGAUACUACGGAAUGGCCAGUCUAUAGCCGGUCAGACCGCCUACCUGCUCAAGCUCACAGUUCGACUGGAUUACUCGAUGUGUAUGAUAGGCUUGGAGCUCAUGCCUUGGGAGAACUUCACAGCGGGUUCGAUCAUAUAUCUAAGCAGAGGAGAGGAAGUCCCGGCUGACAUACUGCUCGUUGCCUCUAGCAAUGCAGACGGAAUGGUUCAUGUGGAGACAAGCCAACUCGAUGGGGAGUCUGCAUUGAAAGUGAAGCAAGCUCUUCCUGAGGCACGGCGAAUGUUCCGCUCUCUCUCAUUGGUUUCCGAGUGUGUCGGGUCAAUGACAUGUGAUGCUCCAAAUGCUUUCACCAAUGAGUUCAACGGACUCUUUCGCCUCAGAGGAGGGCUGAGAGAACCUGCUGAUGCUAAGAACCUAGUACUCCGCGGAUCGUCAAUCCGGAAUACGGCGUGGUGUUGCGGCGUCGUCGUUUACGUGGGAAGGGACACUAAGUUAGCCAUGAACAUGACCGCGAACGCGCCAGUUAAGAGGUCCAAGGUGGAGCAUCAGAUAAACCAGUAG
Molecule: messenger RNA, 852 nt
Organism: Perkinsus marinus ATCC 50983
Lineage: Eukaryota; Perkinsozoa; Perkinsida; Perkinsidae
Exons: 6
Biological process (GO): phospholipid translocation
Cellular component (GO): plasma membrane
Molecular function (GO): ATPase-coupled intramembrane lipid carrier activity
Source: RefSeq, a predicted model, not a curated record